AUGAGUCGUCGAAUCGUCUCCGGUGUCUGUCACCCGGCAAAACAGAAAAAUGACGACUUUGCGGCUCUCCGUCGGCUGUCACCUGAUAGAGAGGAGUUGGAUGGAGGUGGGGCGCGUGUUAGGGAGCUUCAUCCUCAGGUCCGCGCAACAAGAGGAGGCUCUUCAUCGCAUCUGGUAUGCUCUCAAGAGGUGGCGACUCGUCUCCUGGCAGAUAGUCCUCUUCUCGAUGACGGCUUGUUCGUCGAUCAAUUGGAGAUGAGUUACUCGAUAGAUUCACGAUCCUUUUAUCACGAAUCGUUCAACAAUUUUAGUAACAAUGCUCCGCGAAUCGCGUUGAUGAGAUUUUCGCCGAUGAUCUAGUGAUUUUGGUUGCUUAAUCUUUCACCGGCGAUCUGUAGGAAAGUUGUGAUAAUCAGAUAAAAAAUAUGAAUUUUGGCUCUAGGAGGAUUCAAACCAGCGCCGGUUGCCCGCCCCUUCUGGGGAAGGUGUGAUGCGGGUUUAGUCUCACAUCGUUUGUGCGCCAAAUUUUCGGGUGAAUAUAUAGUAAUGUUACAUUUCAAAGCAAGUCCCUUUCUCGCGCGUGUAUGACCACUCCUUGCCCCACAGCCAGUUGGCCACUAGUGACGUGGAAGGGGAGUGGCACACACGUGCCCCCAUCGGUUCAAGCCUCUCGAGCCCCUGGUCGUGGCUCAUGCCUGACUGUGCUUCCGACCCGCUUGCGGGUCCGGCUGGUUGGCAGGUCCCCCCCAUUUUGCUAUUUUUAUUUUAAUUUCUUUUUCUUCAUUUAUCUCAAAAGUAAGACAAUAAAAAUCAUAUAAAACCGUAUAAAAUCACAUAAUUAUCCAAAAAUUCACGUUAAUCAAUUGACAACCACUUUUCACACUUUAACACAAAUAUAAGUCUAUUUAUCAUGAGUUAAGGCUAAAAUUAUAUUAUUUACUAAUUAUUAACUCAUGAUAAUGAAGACUUAUUAGUAGUCAAAUGACGACGAAGCCGAAGAUGUGAGAGGAGGAGCUGACGAGGGAGAAAUUGAACAAGUAGGAAGAAUAGGAGAAUGAUCUACAAUGAUCACCACAAGAUGAAAACCAGGUGGUGAAGAUGCAACGAAUUGAGAAGGAGUUGAUGCUGGAGAAAAGAAGGGAGACUCCUCAUGAAAAAUAAUAUCAGUUGAUGUCACAUAGUGAUGAGUAUCAAGAAAAUAGACUUGAUAACCUUUUUGCAUUCGUGAGUAGUCAACAAAGACCCUUUUGAGAGUACAAAGGGCUAAUUUAGAAAGAUAAAAAGAGUGGUCUUAAAUGAAAGUAGUGCAACUAAAGAUGUGAGGGGGUAAGAAAAAAAGAGAAGAAUCAGGUGAAAGACAAUGAAGUAGAAUUACUCUACCAAGUGGAGUGGAAGGAGGCUGAUUCUAGAGAUGUGUGGCUCUCAGGAGAGCAUCAUACCACAGAUAAUGACAAUUAUUUAUCUCAAUGAGUAAUGUGUGAGUAAUGUCACGUAGUUGACAAUAUUUUCAUUUGGCAACAUCAUUUUGUUGGGAUGUGUAUGGACAUGUGGUCUGAUGAAUAAUACCAUGAUUAAGAUAAAAUGUGUAAAAUGAGUCUUAGACCAGCUUCAAAGCAUUAUUGGUGCGAAGAAUCUUGGACGUAUUAGAGUACUAAGUGAUGACCUCGGUAAUAAAGUGAACAACUUUGAUGUAAACUUGAGUACGAUCUUAAAGAAGAUAGACCCAACUCACCUGAGUGUAGUCAUCAAUAAACACAAUGUAGUAGCGAUGGCUCGAGAUAGAUGGAGUAUGAGAGGGCCCCCAAAUAUUACAAUGAAUGAGGUCAAAGGGUGUUGUGGAUGGAAUCUUGUCACAACUCAAGUAUGAACCAUGAUGUUGUUUGCCUAAUUGACAUGACUUGUACAUAAAUUUAUUAAGAGAAAUCUAAUGCAAGAUUUUUUAAUUUUUUUUAAAACAAAGAUGUCCUAAAUGACAAUGUCACAAGAGAUGAAGUGACCAUAAAGAAAACAAAAAGAGUCUAAUGGUCAUAAGAAGGUUCAUUGUAAAUUAGCUCAAAGACAUCUUGUCCAUUCUCAUGCCCCAAACCAAUCCUUUGCCUGAUAUACAGAUCCUAAAAGGUACAAUGAAAAGAAAAAAAUGUAACGGAGCAAAGAAUGACUUGGAUAAUGAUUGAUAAGUCUUCGUUAUCAUGAGUUAAUAAUUAGUAAAUAAUAUAGUUUUAGCCUUAACUCAUGAUAAAUAGACUUAUACUUGUGUUAAAGUGUGAAAAGUGGUUUUCAGAGUGAGUCCUUUGUCACUCGAGCCCAACUUGUGACUCCCUCAGUCUGGUUCUACCCACUCGACCACAGCCCCCCUCUAGGUCAGCUGCUGAGUGCCGGCUUGCUAGCAAAUGGAAUGUUUUUAUACUUUAUUCUUUAUAUUUUUAAAUAAUCUAAAAUUACACAGUAUUUUAACUUCGGACUUCUAAAAUUAACAAAAUAUCUUAUAUUUAUUUUGCAAGUUAACAAAAUUAAAUAAAAUAAUAAAACUAAUUUAAACUCAAAAAGCUAACUUUAAUAAUAAUCAAUAAUAUUUAUUUCACUAGAUAAUAGUUGAUAAUUAUAUUUAUAUCUAUGACAGUGAUACAUGUGAGAACUUAAGUUCUCGAUAUCGUGGCACUUUGCUUGUCAUGUCAUCUUUCUUUUUCUGGUCACAUGGUGCAUUGGGCAUCGCAUGAUCAAGCCAUCAUGAACUACUUACUGUGAAACAAGGAAAAAACUUUAGCCCCACAUUAGAUUUUUCAUAAUAUAAUAUAAUAAUAUUAUAUAUUGAUUUUAAAGAAAUAAAUACAUUAGCUCCUCUAGUUUCUACCUUUCUAAAUUAACUAUAUAAAGCUACAUUUCCUUCUAUGAACUAAAAUGAUAAACUAAAAUAAAAUAAAUUAAGGACUAAAAAUCAAGUAUUAGCACUAAUGGAAUGCAUUAUUAUCUAAAUAUAAGUGCAACAUAACAAGUGUCAACAUGUGUGAUAAAGUCUCACAUGUAUUUUGAAAAAUCAAAGUCAUCAGCGAUAUUUGAACACGGCACCUAAACGAUGUAAAGAAAAAAACAUCAAUGCGAAAAAUGUCUGAAAUAUUUAAGACUCAUAAUGACACACAUGCGAUUCAAACUCAAGAAGCAAUCUUUAAGGAAGAUGAAAAAAUUACAGCUGAAUCGUUCAAAUUAAAGUAUAGACGGAAUUUGAAAUCAAGAGUAGUAUAGUGACAAUGUGAAAAGUUGAUCAAAAUAUUCAAAGUAAAAAUAUGUGAUUAGUGACUAAAAGAAGACUCAAACUCAAGUCCCACAUGGCAUUUGAGUUAGACCAUUCGCACAAAGUAGAGAAAGAGGUAGAUAAGUUGUCACCACAUAAUCUAGAUGGUGACAUGUUAGAGCCAUACAUGGAGAAAAUAACAAAGUAGAAAUGACCAAACAUCAACCUAUGAUAACACAAAAACUUCAAAGCAAGAUCAUUUGUUGAAAUAACACAAAUCUGUAAACAAAAGCUUCAAACACCACUAAAUGCUUGCAUGUUCAUACAUUCUUAUACUAUUAUCUAAGUUCUAUUUUUUGAUAUCUGAUUAAAUUCUAUAGAUUAAUCCCACUUGACUGCUUUGAAGUAUUCAAAUAUUCAAAAAAUAUUCAAGAACCAGGUCAAUGGAGAGCCCAAAGACUUGAUAACAGCCCAAAAGAGUAAUGGGCCUAGCAUAGCUAGGUUCAAGGUGUGUCUCACAGUCCAGGGUUCACUCAUUGGAGCGACCAGGCAGGAACCACAUCCCAAGGUCCACUCACCAGAGUGAUCAGGCGGGAACUAUAGUCUAGGGUCCGCUCACUAGAGUGACCAAGUAGGAACCACACCGCAAGGUCCGCUCACCAAAAUGACCAGGCGGGAACCACAUCCUAUGGUCCACUCACUAGAGCAACUAAGCGGGAACCACACCCAAGGCUCACAUGCCGGAGCGAUCAAGCGGAACCUCCCAGAACCUCGAGUACUGUAAUCAAAGCUAAAAGUGUCUAAAAAGAUCUUGAGAAGAGCUGAUGACACUAGUCUUGAGAAGGGCUGGCCGUAGGACAAACCCUCACGGAUCCCUCUCCCCUUCUUCGAGAUUGAAUGAAGUUUUCUUCAGCAUAUCUUGAGUGAUCGAGAGAAGAGUGCAUGGAGCAUGCUAGGCUCACCAUGAAAGGAGGCACACUCAUCUAGAGAUGAUUAGAGCCCGGGGUUGAUGAAAAAGAGCCUACAGUGAGUGUUCAAUCCUAGUGCAUCACAAUUGCCUCUUGGCUUCAGCACUAGAUAGGAGUAGGAAUUAAAUUUUAGGGUAGGGAUUAGUUCUUUUUCCUCACAAACCCAUCACCUCACGUUUCCCCCAAAUUUCUACUCCUAGAUCUCAAGAUUUUCUCUAGAUUUAGAAACUCUUCUAUCUCCCUACCUCAGACCUUCAUCUCUUAUUAUCUCACCCUCAUUCGUCACCAUAAAUCAACUCUCAACCCUACUCUAAGGCCGGAUCCUGGUGGAUACGACCCUAACUGACCAUAUAUACUCAAAAUUGAUUAGAAGUUAGGUUUAUAAAUGUUUUAAUUAAUACCAACUUAAGGGCCCAUGAGACCUUAAGUAUUGGAUUAUUAGAGAGACAUGAUGCUUUGAAGCAAAUAGAGACUCAAGGUUAACCUCUCACACUCUAGACGGUAGCACAUCAUCAUUGUUUGUGGGCUAAACAACAUACUCAAUGAUAAUAUCCUAUAUUGACCCUGAAGACAAGUAUGCAUGUUGAUCAAUUGAUUAUCUUCAGACACUAUAUCAAAGAUAGCAUAGCUACAAGCUAGAAGAUUUGAGCCGAAGUAUCACUGAAGAUUAGAAGCCUAGAUUAUAGAUAGUAACUCAUUAGUAGAAGAUGUGGAUUAAAGAAAAGUCAAACGACUUCCUCUGAGCAUGACCCUGAAAGAAGAAAUGUUCAUAGAUCAGGUGUGAAUCUUCAUACAAGAUAUCAUAGACAAGUAUUACCAAAGUAGACGGCUUAGAAAUAAAAAGUAACUAAAGGUCACUAAAAUGCUAAUCGAGCAAUGGUAAUAUGUGGAGUGAACUGAGAAUAGAAGAAGCUAACGUUAAAUGAAAAAAUCUUUAUUCACAUCACUCACACAAGUAAGAUAAGAAAUUUUAGUCAAUCCUCUACAAUAAAACAAUUGCAUUUUUUAAGGAAUUAAAGCUUCAUCAUAUUCAAUCAUUUGUGACAACAUAUGAAUCAAAUAACUACAUUGAAGGUUGUCUUUCUCUAUUAGGCCCUAAGGUAUUGAUAAGUCUUCAUUAUCAUGAGUUAAUAAUUAGUAAAUAAUAUAGUUUUAGCCUUAACUCAUGAUAAAUAGACUUAUAUUUGUGUUAAAGUAUGAUUUGUGAUUUUCAGUUGAUUAACGUGAAUUUUUGGGUAAUUAUGUGAUUUUAUAUGAUUUUUACAGUCUUACUUUUGAGAUAAAUGAAGAAUAAGAAAUAAAAAUAAAAAUAUUGCAAAAUGGGGGGACCCGCAAGCGGGUCGGAAGCGUAGUCGGGGAGUAGCCGCGAGCAGGGGCUCGAGCGGCUUAAGCUUGGACCGAUAGGGUCACGUGCGCACCACUCCCCUUCCACGUCACCGGUGGCCAGCCGGCUGUAGGGCAAGAAGUGGUCGUACACGCGAGAGAAGGGACUUUGUUUAGAAAGCUAACAUUACUAUAUAUUCGCCUGAAAAAUCGGCGCACAACCGAUGUGGGACUAAACCCGCGUCACACCUUCCUCAGAAGGGGCGGACAACUGGCACGGGUUCGAAUCUUCCCAGAGUCAAAAUUCAUAUAUUUUUAUCUGAUUAUCGCGACUUUCCUACAGAUCGUCGAUGAAGGAUUAAGCAACGAGAAUCGCUGGAUCAUCGGCGAAAAUCUCGUCAACGCGAUUCGCGGAGCAUUGCUACUAAAAUUGCUGAAUGAUUCAUGAUAAAAGGAUCACGAAUCCAUCGAGUAAAUCAUCUCUGAUUGAUCGACUAACAAGCCGUCGUCGGGAAGAGGACGAUCCACCGGGAGACGAGUCGCCAUCUCCUGAGAGCGUACCAGAUGCGAUGAAGAGCCUCCUCUUGCUACGCGGACCUGAGGAUGAAGCUCUCUGACACGCGCCCCACCUCCAUCCAGCUCCUCUCCGUCGGGUGACAGCCGCCGGAGAGCCACAAAGUCGCCGUUUUUCCGCUCCGCCAGGUGACAGCCGCUAGAGACGACUCGACGACCCAUUUCAUUAAUCUCUAGACUUCGCGAGAAGAUCUAGAGAUUGCCCACGUCGUCUUUGCCCAAGGAGAGCCUUCGAGGCCGUGGACACUACACGACGAUCCUGCCAAACGUUCAGGAUUCCGGUGCAUCGCCGACGCAUCACCGUCGCGACACCGGAACUCUGUUUUCCUGCUUUCAAACUUACUUUACGCUUCAUUUAGUGAUAGUUUUUGUGUUUUUAAUUUACCAAAAUAUACUUUGUUCUAUUAUGAUUCUUUCGGCUUUUACAGAUCUUAAUUUGAUUAAUUAAAUCAUCUGUAAUCGCUUACGUAAGAAUAGUCAGGCGGAACUCUGUUUCUGCCCGAUUCGCGUUCGCUAGGCGCUGACGUCAUCCUGACGCCUGCACCCUUAUUUCCCUUUUUUGUGAAUUUUAAAUAUAUUUUCUUUUUAUUUCCUAGUAUAAAAGUCAUAGAAAAUCGUAUUUAUUGAGAAAAAUUCUGAAUAAUUACCAGAUAUUAUAUUACAUCCCUGUGAUCGACUUGGAAAAUUACUGCUAUUUUUGGAAGUUUUAUUGAAUUAUAAUUGAUAUAUUUAUUCAGAAAUACUUUUAAAUAUCCGAAAAUUCGUAUUUUCUAGUUUUAUAAAUUUUAUAUUUGCGUGAAUUAAUAUACAACGACUGAGUCACGUCAGAUCACUUUUAGGAUCUUUAAUCAUUACAGCCCCAUGAUCAUAUGUCUCUUCCACCACAUAAGGCCCUUUCCAUUUUGAUUUUAAUUUUCCUGGGAAUAAUUUCAGCCUAGAAUCAUAUAACCACACUUUUUGUCCAACAUCAAAUUUUUUUCUACUAAUGUAUUUAUCAUAAAAAGUUUUAGUUUUUUCUUUAUAUAUUCUAUGAUUUUCAUAAGCUUCAUUCCUCAACUCCUCUAGUUCAUGUAGCUGAAAAAUUCUAUGCCCACCAACUGAUUUUUCAUCCAUACAUAAAAUUUUUAUAGCCCCUAAUGCUUUAUGCUCUAUUUCCACAGGAAGAUGACAUGGCUUUCCAAAAAUGAGACGAAAUGGGGACAUACCUAUGGGAUUUUUAUAAGCUGUUCUAUAAGCCCAUAAUACAUCUUGUAAUUUCGUGGGUCAAUCGUUCUUAUCUGGUCUAACUAUUUUUCUCAAAAUUCUCUAAAUUUCCCUAUUUGCUACUUUAGCUUGCCCAUUUGUUUGGGGAUGAUAUAGAGUGGCUACUCUAUGGUGUACUCUAUUCUUUUUCAACAGUUCCCUGAAAUGUUUAUUUGUAAAAUGUGUUCCUCCAUCACUAAUAAUCACUCUAGGACAUCCAAAUCUCGAAAAAAUAUUUUCCUGCACAAAUUUCAUCACGAUUUUAUGAUCAUUAGUUCUAGUAGAAAUAGCUUCCACCCACUUCGACACAUAAUCAACAACAAGCAAAAUAUAUUCAUAUUUUUCAGCUGAUGGGAAGGGACCCAUGAAAUCUAUUCCCCAUACAUCAAAAAUUUCGACUACUAACAUGUUACUCAUGGGCAUUUCAUCUUUUUUACUCAUGUUACCUAUAGAUUGGCAUGAAAUACAUGUUCUACUAAAUUCUAUAGAAUCUCUAAUGAUUGUAGGCCAAUAAAAACCACACUGAAAAAUUUUUGCAGCUGUUUUUCGUCUAGAGAAAUGUCCUCCACAGUUAGAUGAAUGGCACAUGUUAAUAAUGCUAUGGUAUUCUUCUUUAGGAACACAUCUCCUUAAAAUUUGAUCAUUGUCCAAGUAAUAUAAAUCAAGAUCAUGCCAAAAAUAAUUUCUAAUCUUAGAAAAGAAAUGAUAUUUUCUGUUCUUAUUCCACUGUUCUGGAAUUUUUCUAGAAACCAGAAAAUUAACAAUAUGUGCAUACCAUGGUGAUGGUUGAUGUUGAGCUGCCAUCAAUUGUUCAUCUGGAAAUGAGUCUUGUAAAGGUGCUGCAUUUAUUCCUGUAUCACUUAAUCUAGAAAGAUGGUCAGCAACAGCAUUCUCGAAACCUUUUUUAUCUUUUAUUUCUAAGUCAAAUUCCUACAAUAAAAUCCAUCUUAAUAAACGUGGCUUUGCAUCUUUCUUAUUUAACAGAUAUUUUAAUGGUGCAUGAUCAGUAUAAAUAAUAAUUUUAGCUCCCAAAAUAUAUGAUCUAAACCUUUCUAACAAAAAUACUACAGCUAACAACUCUUUUUCAGUCGUGGUAUAAUUUAAUUGAGCAUCGGAUAUAGUUUUACUAGCAUAUGAAAUUACUAUGGGUUUUGACUUUUUUAUUUGUCCUAGAAUGGCCCCCACUGCAUAAUUCGAUGCAUCACACAUUAUUUCAAAGGGAAGGGACCAAUCAGGAGCUUGUAAAAUGGGUGCCUCAGUAAGUAAUCUUUUUAUUUCGGAAAAAGACUCAAAAAAUUUCUCAUCAAAAUUAAAAGGCACAUCUUUAGAUAAUAGCAUGGUGAGAGGUUUAGAAAUUUUCGAAAAAUCUUGAAUAAAUUUUCUGUAAUAACCUGCAUGACCCAAGAAAGAUCUAAUCUGUUUUACUGAAUUUGGAGGUUUCAUUUUAGAUAUAAUAUCAAUUUUUGCUCUAUCCACCUGUAAACCCCUUUCACUCACAAUAUGACCCAACACAACUCCCUCUCUAACCAUAAAAUGUGAUUUCUCUCAACUCAAAACUAAUUUUUUGUCUAUGCAUUUCUCAAGUACAUGCUAUAAAUGAUUUAAGCAUUCAUCAAAUGAUUCACCAAAAAUAGAAAAAUCGUCCAUAAAAAUUUCCAUACAUUUUCCAAUCAUAUCAGAAAAAAUAGACAGCAUACAUCUUUGAAAUGUGGCUGGAGCAUUACACAGACCAAAAGACAUGUGUUUAAAAGAAAAAGUACCAAAUGGGCAAGUGAAAGUUAUUUUUUCUUGAUCUAAAGGGUUUAUAUAAAUUUGAUUAUAACCAGAGUAUCCAUCUAGAAAACAAAAAAAGUUUUUUCUAGCUAAUUUUUCUAGAAUUUGAUUAGUAAAUGGUAGGGGAAAAUGAUCUUUUCUAGUAACUGAAUUUAAUUUUCUAUAAUCAAUGAAAACCCUCCAACCGGUAGUUAAUCUUGUUUGUAUUUCAUCCCCAUUUUCGUUUUUUAUAAUCAUGAUCCCUGAUUUUUUUGGCAUCACUUGUGUAGGACUAACCCAUUUGCUAUCUGAAAUAGGAUAAAUAAUAUCAGCAGCCAGCCACUUUAAAAUUUCUUUUUUUACAAUUUCCAUCAUGUUAGGAUUUAAUCUUCGUUGUGGUUCCCUGCUAGUUCUAGCCCCUUCCUCUAGAUAUAUACUAUGCAUGCAUACACUCAUAUCAAUGCCCCUUAGAUCGUCCAUUUUCCAACCCAUAGCCUUCUUAUUUUUUCGAAGUACAUCUAAUAAUUCUUCUUCCUGUUCAUCACUCAAAUCAGCUGCAAUAAUAAUAGGAAAUGAAUUAUUUUCCUCCAAAAACAUAUGUUUUAAACUAGAGGGAAGAGGUUUCAACUCUAAAUUCAGAUGAUCUUCCUCUUUCUUUUCUGCCAAAUUUAUAUUCUCUAUUUCUUCUAAUUCUUCCAGCACACAGUCAUCAAUAACAUCUGGAUCAUCAAAAUCAUCUAGAAGAUCUAUGGUAUGACAAUCAUAUACUUGGGAUUUCUUAAGAUCAUUUGAUACCUCAAAAAUUUUAAUUUCUACUGAUUGAUCUCCACAUGAAAUUUUCGCAAUACCUAUGGGAAAAUCAAUAUUUAUCUUUGCUGUAUGCAAAAAUGGUCUCCCUAGGAUGAUUGGCGUAUCAUAAAACUGUCCAUUAAAAUCUAUUUCCAACACUACAAAAUCAGUUGAAAAUUUACACCAUUUAACUGUCACUAUCACAUUUUCUCAAAUACCUUUAGGAUGUUUUAUGGAUCUAUCAGCAAAUUGUAAGGUAACAGUAGAAGGUUUAAGAUCAAAAAUAUUAAAUUUAUCACAAAUACUUGCAGGUAAUAAAUUAAUACUAGCACCGGUGUCAAGUAAUGUAUUCUGAAAAAUGAAUCCACCAAUAUCACACGAAAUUAAAGGGGCACCUGUAUCUCUCAAUUUAUAUGGUAAUUGAUUUAAUAAUAAUGCAAUAGCAUGCAUAGAUAAUUUUUCUACUCUAGGUGCCCUUUUUGGUGUACACAUUUCUUUCAAAACUCUAGCAUAUUCAGGAAUAUGUUCAAUGGCAGUGAGUAAAGGAAGACUAAUUUGCACAUCUUGUAAAUUUUUCUUUAUUUCUUCAUUGUGUUCCUUUUUCUUUCUUUGUCUAGGCUCUAGAGCUUUAGAAAAUAGAAUGGUCGUCCUCUCUUUCGAAAUUUCCUUGGUAGAAUCUAUAAAAUCCUCUUCUACUCCUAUUUGAUUUUGUUUUGUUUUGUCCACGUUUUUUUUUUCUUCUAAUGUUUGGGGAUAAGGAUCAAGUAAGAUCUUACCACUCCUUAAUGCAUUCACUGUCCUAAAAUUUUCAUUUUGUGGGUUUUUUCCUAGAUUCAUGCUACUAGACUCCCCUUGCUGAAAUCUUAUUGUUGGGCGGUUCCCUGGAUUUUCUAUGGGCUGACUAGGUAGCUGUCCCUCUUCUCUCUUAUUCCCAAGAGCCUCUAUAAUUUGUUUCUGGUGCAACAUCAUUUGAUUCAUAGUUUGUUGCAUCAUUUGGCUCAUUUUCUGCAUCAUUUCUAUAGCAUCAGGUUGGAUUUGAGAGGGCUGAUUUUUCUGAAAUCUGUUUUCUUAUUUUAGACGAAAUUCAGAGUUUGAAUUGGGUCUAAGUGCUUCUAGAUUUUGAAUAUUAUUUGGGUCUCUCCAUGAAAAAUUAUUCCUCCAAUUAGGAUUAUAAGAAUUUGAAAAAGGUUCCCUAUUUCUAUUAAAACCGUGAGCUACUUGCACUUGUUCUUGCAUAGGGUGAAAUGAUUGAUCUAAAUUAUAAUAUUAAAAUUCAGAAUAAUCAUUUUCAUCAUACAUAGGACAUGUACUAUUCAAAUUAAGUUGAGGGUUAAAAAGCUUUCUAAUAUUGUCAAUAAGUAAAUCAUUUUUUUCUAAUAUUUGAUUAAUCUGAUUAACCUCAUUUCUAAGUUUAGAAUCAUCAUCAUGAUGCAAUUCAUAAAUUCCUCUCUUCUUAUCAAGAGUUUUCUCCAUAAAAGCUCCUCCACAUAUAGAAUCAACCAUAUUUCUAUGUUGUUCUAAUAAUCCAUCAUAAAAAACUCUAUUGAGCUGUCACUUGGGUAUAGCAUGAUGAUGACACUUUCUAAGUAAAUCUUUGAAUUUUUCCCAUGUCUCAUGCAAAGUUUCUCCUGGUCUUUGAGAAAAACUCCAUAUAUGUUUUCUCAUAUUUUGAGUUUUUCCUAAGGGAUAAAAUUUUCGAAGAAAGGCCUGUUCUAUAUCUUUCCAGCUAGUUAAUUCUCUAUCUAACGUGGAUAGCCAAUGGCUAGCUUUGUCCCUACGUGUAUGAGGGAAUAAUUUCAUCAUAAUAAUUUCCAGUGUAACUUGAGGGAGAUUAACUAAAUCACAGACCUUAUGAAAUUUUUCUAAUUGCUGAUGAGGCUCCUCUAAAGGCAAUCCAUGAAAAUUAAGGAGCAUUUGAAAAAUUCCUAGAUUUAUUUCGAAUUUAACAGUGGGUGCUAAUGGGAUUCUAAUAUUUGAUGCUCUUUGAAAUGAAUCAGGGAUAUAAUGAUUUUUCAUGGCCAUAGGAUUGUUCUCAGUUUGACCUGUACUUCCUUCAGGAUACAUCAAAAUUAAUUUUUCUUUCGGAUUUUUAGUCUUGAAUGAAAUAAUGAAAGGAUUUUUCUAGCCUUGGAUGCAAGAAUCUUCUAUCAUGCAUAAAAAAAUUAAUAAAUUCGAGGGAAAAGUUUAGGAAUUGUUACCCUCCUUCAGUAUGCUCCAGUCCUUGCCUUGUUUCUUUUCGUUCCCUUUUUUUUAAAAAAAAUUCGGCAAGAAGAAAAUGAAAUAAGAGUUUUUUUUUGGUGUACUCUAAGAGAAAAAUAGAAAAAUACUAAAUAUUAUGCAAUACAUCCCCGACAACGGUGCCAAAAUUAUAUGUGACUCAGCCGUUGUAUAUUAAAUCAUGCAAAUAUAAAAUUUAUAAAACUAGAAAAUACGAACUUUCGGAUAUUUAGAAGUAUUUUUGAACAAAUAUAUUAAUUAUAAUUCAAUAAAACUUCCAAAAAUAGCGGUAAUUUUCCAAGUCGAUCACAGUGAUGUAAUAUAAUAUCUAGUAAUUAUUCAGAAUUUUUCUCAAUGAAUAUGAUUUUCUAUAAAUUUUAUAUUAGGAAAUCAAAAGGAAAUAUAUUUAAAGUUCACGAAAAAGGGAAAUAAGGAUGCGGACGUCAAGAUGACGUCAGUGCCCGGCGAAUGCGAAUCAGGCAAAAAUAGAGUUCCGCCCGACGAUUCUUACGUAAGCGAUUACAGACGAUUUAAUUAAUCAAAUUAAGAUAUGUAAAAGUUAGAAGAAUCAUAAGAGAAAAGUAUAUUUUGGUAAAUUAAAAUCACAAAAAAUAUCACUAAAUGAAGCGUAAAGUAAGUUGAAAGUAGGAAAAUAGAGUUUCGGCGUCGCGACGGCGAUGCGUCGGCGAUGUAUCGGAAUCCUGAGCAUUCGGCAGGAUCAUCGUGCAGUGUCCACGCCCUCGAAGGCUCUCUUUGGGCAAAGACGAUGUGGGCAAUCUCUAGAUCUUCUCGCGAAGUCUAGAGAUUAAUGAAAUGGGUCGUCGAGUUGUCUCCAGCGGCUGUCACUCGGCAGAGCAGAAAAACGGCGACUUUGUGGCUCUCCGGCGGUUGUCACCCGACGGAGAGGAGCUGGAUGGAGGUGGGGCGCGUGUCAAGGAGCUUCAUCCUCAGGUCCGCGCAGCAAGAGGAGGCUCUUCAUCGCAUCUGA
Spirodela intermedia is the source of this 13081-nucleotide messenger RNA. Lineage: Eukaryota; Viridiplantae; Streptophyta; Magnoliopsida; Alismatales; Araceae. The record is from the annotation of a GenBank genome assembly.